GUUUCCCACCUCAUCCCCUUCUCUCCCCAAAAUAGAUCUCCCCCAACCUAAAACCAGAACACCUUCCACCACCCCGCCGCCCCGCCCACCAUGCCUCCCCCGUCCAUCCUCGUCCACAUCUUCGCCGCCAUCUCCCUCGCCUCCGCCACCCAAAUCGGCGUCAACUGGGGCACCCAAACCUCGCACCCUCUCAACCCAAACAUCGUCGUCAAGCUCCUACAAGACAACGAUAUCUCCAAAGUAAAGCUCUUCGACCCCGAUCCAUGGACUCUCUCCACCCUCUCGGGCACCGGUAUCGAUGUCAUGAUCGGCAUCCCAAACGAGCAGCUUCUCCCCAUCAGCAAACAUUACGACACCGCCCGAGAUUGGGUGAAACAGAACAUCACCAACUACCUUCACUCCGGCGGUCUGAAAAUCAGCUACGUAGCCGUCGGAAAUGAGCCAUUUUUAACAAGCUACAAUGGCGCAUACCUCCAAUACACCUUCCCCGCCCUCAAAAACAUCCAAAAAGCCCUCAACGAAGCCGGCGUCGGCCACCGGAUCAAAGCCGUCGUCCCUCAAAACGCCGAUGUAUACGGAUCCGAUAGCGGUUUGCCCUCCGGCGGUGCUUUCCGUUCCGACAUCCGCGGUCUCAUGACCCAAAUCGCUCUCUUUCUUAAAUCUAACGGCGCCCCUUUCGUCGUCAACAUUUACCCUUUUCUCAGCCUCUAUCAAAACAGCCACUUUCCGGUCAACUUCGCAUUCUUCGACGGCGGCGGCCGCGACAUUAACGACGGGGGGAGGCUGUACGGGAACGUGUUCGACGCGAGCUUUGACACCCUCGUCUUCGCGCUUAACAAAAUCGGAAUCGACGGCAUGAAAAUCAUCGUCGGGGAGGUCGGGUGGCCGACGGACGGGGCGGAGAGGGCCGAUGAGGAGAACGCGAAACGGUUCUACGACGGAUUUAUGAAGAAGAUGGGGAGGAACAGGGGAACGCCGAUGAGGCAGGGGCCAUUGGAGGUCUACCUGUUCAGCCUCAUUGAUGAGGACAUGAAGAGCAUAACUCCGGGGAACUUCGAGCGGCAUUGGGGUCUGUUUACCUAUGACGGGAGACAGAAGUUCGACGUGGAUUUGAGGGGGAAGGGGAAGAAGAUGAUGGGAGCGAAAGGGGUGGAGUAUCAGGAGGCGAAAUGGUGCGUCGUGAAGGAGGAAGCGAACAACUUGAGGCUGGUGGCGGGGAAUAUGGACUACGCAUGCAGUUUGGGGGAUUGUACGCCAUUGGCGUAUGGGGGGAGCUGUAAUGGGCUGGGUGAUUGGAGGGGGAAUGCGUCGUAUGCGUUUAAUGUGUAUUUUCAGACGCAGGAUCAGGAUGUGAGGGCUUGUGAUUUUGAGGGGUUGGCGGAGAUUACGAGGAAGAAUGCGUCGAGGAAGGGGUGUUUGUUUCCGGUGCAGAUUGUGAGUGAGGGGGAGAGGGUGGUGGUGGUGGAGAUGUUGGCGGUGGUGGCGGUGGCGGCGGUGAGUUUGAUGGGGUUGUGAAGGAGAAGAAGGCGUGAAAAGGUGAGGAUUUGUGAGGGGAUUGAGGUGGGAAAAUUGUUGAAGGAGAUGAUUGGAUCUUCAAGAUUAA
Messenger RNA from Phalaenopsis equestris, 1603 nucleotides. RefSeq names its product glucan endo-1,3-beta-glucosidase 8-like. NCBI's taxonomy places the organism in Eukaryota, Viridiplantae, Streptophyta, Magnoliopsida, Asparagales, Orchidaceae. Gene Ontology annotation, cellular component: plasma membrane. The coding region runs from base 91 to 1515 and encodes 474 amino acids. The record is from RefSeq and is a predicted model, not a curated record. The transcript has a single exon. Gene Ontology annotation, biological process: carbohydrate metabolic process. Gene Ontology annotation, molecular function: hydrolase activity, hydrolyzing O-glycosyl compounds.